CCUGUUCAUGACCAGAGAAAAGGUGCCAUUUAUUUUAAAGAAAUCAAUCAUUGAUUAUUGGAAAUACCAAUGGAAAAGAACCGGCGGCUGGUCGGUAAGAAAUAAAACUUAAUUUUUAGUGACGGUAACGACCAGUAUCUUUAGCAAUUACGACAAAAACAUAACCCGUUAUCCUUAUUAAGCACCAGAAAAUAUUGGGUAAACUGCAUGCCAACUUAAAUGAAGACGCGGUCUUGUUCAUGUACGAAAAGACACUGCGAGAGAUACCGUUAUUUGAAGCUGUCGAGUAUUCAUUCUUUAGAGCUUUCGCUAAGAAGUUGAGAGAGCGGUAUUUUCAAAAAGGCUACAUGAUCAUGCGAUCUAAUGAGGUCAUCAAGAAUAUGUACAUUAUUUAUCGCGGGAAGGUGGAUAUUAUAACCGACGAUAAUGAAGUGGAGGCGUGCAUGGGUCCGGGAGGUAUAUUUGGAAAUAUAAAAGGCGCUUCUAAGUACCUAACUAUGUCUAAUAUAACGGCCUCUAGAAAUUUAGACUUAUUGUACAUUGAAGGACACGAAUUUUUUACACUACUUAAGAGUUAUCCCAAUGUUUUAAGAAAGGUCAAAUAUUCUGUGGACACAGCACGAAAAGAUUAUGUUUUGCCAACAAUUUUAUCGGCGAGGACAAGCCGGGAGCUUGAAACUUACCCACUUUCAUAUGAAGUUGAAGAAGAAGAGGACGAAAAUGGAAUUGAGCCGAAUUUGUUUUUGGAAAGUCCAGACAAAAGCAUUGCAGAAUCGCACGGUUCGCGAUCUAUUGCUUCAGGAUAUAGCGCGGAUUAUACAUCAGCGAUUACAUUAAUAUUUCUGCCGCAUAGAUGGUUCCGGAGCAGUAUAAUUCCCGACAGCAAAUGGGUUACUUUUGUUGAUUAUCUCGUAUUAAUAGUCGCGUACGCAGACUUCAUGAUAUUGAUAUACCAAAUGGCGUUUCUAUCGAACACGUAUUUUUUCAACAUCUGCGUCGUGUCCGAUGUUAUAUUCUUCUACAAAACCUUUCUGGAUAUUCACAGUGGUUAUAUGAAUCGAUAUGGGGAAUAUAUUUUGAAUUAUAGGAAGGUCCGUCACAUGUACUUUUCAAAAGUCUACCUACGUCGACGAGAUUUUCUAGCUAAUCUGCCAAUAUCCUACAUAGCAUUCGCAGUGAAUCUCACACCAACUAUGCAAAAUGCACUAUUUUGCUAUCUGAGGACCCCACAGCUUUUUCGCAUAACGUAUUUAUUUACCUACCGUCAGCAUAGGAAAAUAAAUAUUGGGACUGCUAAUUUGUUACUUAAGUUGACAACAAUUGCAAUAUGGGCAUCGAUAUUAUCGCAUAUAAACGCGUGUUUGUUUUUCAAAUUGUCUUGCCUCACACCUGUGCAUUGUACGUCAGCCAACUGGAUGUCGAAGCCUGAGCUAAAUCUACGAGCUAAAUAUGCUGAGAAAAGCUAUUUCCCUCUUUACGUUGCGUCACUGUGGUACAUAAUAAAUUUGCUUACAAUCACUGGAACAGGUGAUGUGUCGUCACAAAAUGAUUUCGAAGUUAUCGAAACCGUUUUCAUCACUAUAGUUAUUAAAUUUUGUACAGGGCUCCUUAUAUCAGAAACGUCGGCACUUAUUACGGCGCACUCUUCAUCACGGAUCGCAUAUGAUGAAGGCAUUAAUGAACUGAGAGAUGGUUUAAGAGAUACCGAAUUGAGUAACCACCAGAUGAAUAAGAUGUGGGACUAUGUCCGCGAAUUGUGGAGUAGGCAACAGGGCAGGCAGAUGCCAAAAUUAGUGACGAGGCUACCAUUUCGUCUGCGUUGUCAAAUAAUGCAAGCGGUAUAUGGCAGCCACAUUAGAGAGUCCGUGAUAUUCAGUAAGACGGACGAUGACUUCAAACGAAUGUUAUGUAUGUGGCUGAGGCACUGUGUCUUUUUCCCCGGGAACUAUAUAGUGCAAUGUGGGGAUGCCGAUCAAUGCAUCUACUUCAUCCAUAGGGGAGAGGUAGAAGUAUUGACGGUACAUCCCAAUUUGACGGAAUCAAUUUAUGACAUAUUAGGACCCGAAGAUAGUUUUGGCGUCGCACAGGGUCUAUUUGUUGGAGUUGCACACCAUUUCUCCUUUAGAGCGCGCACAGUAGUAGACAUCGUGUACUUAAAGUUAGAAGAAUGGAAGUAUCUACUAGACUUCUACCCAAAGUCGGCGAAAUUAGUACAACGGAAAGUAGAAAAUGUUUAUUUAGCGAUUUAAUAAACAUAGUUAAUGUUUUUUCUAAACUAAUAUUUAUUAUAAAGAGAAAAGAUUUGUAUUUUUUUUUAAUUAACAGCAGUGCGGAAAAGGCCGUUAGAAUUAAAUGAAAU
Molecule: messenger RNA, 2359 nt
Organism: Pieris napi
Lineage: Eukaryota; Metazoa; Arthropoda; Insecta; Lepidoptera; Pieridae
Product: potassium voltage-gated channel unc-103-like
Exons: 14
Coding region: 240-2249 (669 amino acids)
Molecular function (GO): protein-containing complex binding
Source: RefSeq, a predicted model, not a curated record